AUGUCCGAACCGAUGACGACACCGGCGCUUCUCCCCUCCGAUCGGCCGCCGGACACUUCCCUGGCCACAUCGCCAGCGGCCGCGUCGGACAUGAUCGUUGACGCGUCGUCUCCAACUCUGAUAACCAAUGAGCCGAACCAAGAUCUGGCUGGUGCGAAGACAGGAAUAUCGCAGCAACUUUUUACCUACGCCAAGGCGCUCUCUGGCCCGACGAGCUUGCCGCUGACCUCGAAUCGAGCAACAACCUGGACUCCCGUCGGAGAGCAUGACCUGAUCCCCGGGCAGAAGGAUGGUGAGCCAGCGCUGACCAUAUCCCCGGAUUUCAAGAGCAAGAUCUGUGCUCCAUGGCAGCGUACCUUGGUGGUACGCCUGCUCGGGGCUAAGAUUGGCUUCACCACUCUCUGUUCUAGGCUACGGGCACUAUGGAGACCGGCUGGUGCGCUGGAGAUUAGAGAUAUAGAUUAUGAUUGCUUCUUGGUUAAACUGGAUAAUGAGCAAGAUUAUUUUAGGGCCUUGACAGAUGGACCAUGGUUGAUCUUCGAUCACUACCUGGUAGUGCAGCAAUGGUCACCCAGCUUCAAGGUCUCCGAUCCGCUUCCAAAAACGAUGAUUGUGUGGGCACAGCUACCGGCCCUGAAGAUCCACUUCUAUCAUAGGGAGGUGCUCACCACACUGGGGAAUCUGAUCGGUAGAACAAUCAAGUUAGACUACCAUACUCUCACCCAACAGCGAGCAAAAUUCGCCCGAAUAGCAGUGGAGGUGGAUCUUUCGAAACAUCUGGUUCCUCGAAUAUGGCUGGAUGAUGGUUGGCAAAAAGUGGAAUAUGAAAAUCUCCCGGAAGUGUGCUUCGAAUGUGGCAAGAUUGGUCACUCCGCCGACAGUUGCCCUCUUCUCCGACUCCCACAGGUGACUGGAACGACCACCAUCUCCGGGGGUGGCGCCGGGGAAGCUUUGACGGCGGAGUCGCCGGAAGAGAAUCCUGGCUUUGGGCCGUGGAUGUUGGUCAGCCGGAAAUCUAGGCGUCACCCGAGGGAUCUUCAAAGAAAAGGAAAUUCGGAUCUGGAUUCGAUGCGCUCAUCCCAGGGAAACUCCGCGCGGAAUGGGAAAGUUGAUGCGGCUAAUGGGGAAAAGGAACGAGCAAAACAGAAUGGGGAGAAGGUGCAUGAUGUCUCUGCUCAACGGGUGGCUAGCCAGGAAAGGAAAGAAACUAACGGGAAGAAAAGUAAUGAAGGCACAAGAAAAGGAAAGGAGAAGGCUGUGGUGGAAAGUGGAUCGGGUAAAGGGUUGCUGGGAGCUGGGCCGGGCCGCAAGCAGGGGACUCCAAGUGGGCCCCACAGAGUGGAAGAGGCUAACAAGGCCUCGACUUCGGGCCCAAAGCCCAGUGAGGGAGCCCAGCCAACCAAAUCUGCUGGUCCUUCUAACCCAGUCCCAGCCCUUUUGAAUCCCACGCUACCCUGGCCCGCCCCCCUGGCGGUUCACUCCACGAUUGGGCCCAAUGGAACUGUCUUGCAAAUCGUGGAGGUCACCGACUCAGCUACUCCAAGUUUCACCAGUGCGGGAGAUGAGGCUCCUCCAGUGACUGCUCGAGCAAGGAAAAGUAAAAAAAACCAAGGAACGGGCACGGAAGGGAUCGCCGGCCAAGUUUAA
Messenger RNA from Linum trigynum, 1647 nucleotides. NCBI's taxonomy places the organism in Eukaryota, Viridiplantae, Streptophyta, Magnoliopsida, Malpighiales, Linaceae. The record is from the annotation of a GenBank genome assembly.